Molecule: messenger RNA, 2637 nt
Organism: Eptesicus fuscus (big brown bat)
Lineage: Eukaryota; Metazoa; Chordata; Mammalia; Chiroptera; Vespertilionidae
Gene: CNOT7
Product: CCR4-NOT transcription complex subunit 7
Exons: 7
Coding region: 280-1137 (285 amino acids)
Cellular component (GO): CCR4-NOT complex; CCR4-NOT core complex; P-body
Molecular function (GO): poly(A)-specific ribonuclease activity; nucleic acid binding
Source: RefSeq, a predicted model, not a curated record
AGGACGUACACGACGCGACGGCGCAGCUCGGUGCGGCGCAGCUCCGGCUCCCCUUCCCCCCUCGCUGGGCGAGAGGUGUCUAUGGGGCAUCCGCCGCCGCCGCCGCCGCUCCCGCCACCGCCGCCGCCGCUGGGUGCUGUCUCUAUGGCGAGGAGGAGGAGGAGAAGCGCGAGCUCAGUGACACAAGUACACAAAUAAAGGAUAAAGUAUUUUAUGAAACAGAUCUUCAAUCAAGUAUAAAUUUUGAUGCUUGGCAGCUAGACUCCUUGUGCCCUCACUAUGCCAGCAGCAACAGUUGAUCAUAGCCAAAGAAUUUGUGAAGUUUGGGCUUGCAACCUGGAUGAAGAGUUGAAGAAAAUUCGUCAAGUUAUUAGAAAAUAUAAUUAUGUUGCUAUGGACACCGAGUUUCCAGGUGUGGUUGCAAGACCUAUUGGAGAAUUCAGGAGCAAUGCUGACUAUCAGUACCAACUAUUACGGUGUAAUGUAGACUUGUUAAAGAUAAUUCAGCUAGGACUGACAUUUAUGAAUGAGCAAGGAGAAUAUCCUCCAGGAACUUCAACUUGGCAGUUUAAUUUUAAAUUUAAUUUGACGGAGGACAUGUAUGCCCAAGACUCUAUAGAGCUACUAACAACAUCUGGUAUCCAGUUUAAAAAGCAUGAGGAGGAAGGAAUUGAGACCCAGUACUUUGCAGAACUUCUUAUGACAUCGGGAGUGGUCCUCUGUGAAGGGGUCAAAUGGUUAUCAUUUCAUAGUGGUUAUGACUUUGGCUACUUAAUCAAAAUCCUGACCAAUUCUAACUUGCCUGAAGAAGAACUUGACUUCUUUGAGAUCCUUCGAUUGUUUUUUCCUGUUAUUUAUGAUGUGAAGUACCUCAUGAAGAGCUGCAAAAAUCUCAAAGGUGGUUUGCAGGAAGUUGCGGAACAGUUAGAGCUGGAACGGAUAGGACCACAACAUCAGGCAGGGUCUGAUUCAUUGCUCACAGGAAUGGCCUUUUUCAAAAUGAGAGAAAUGUUCUUUGAAGAUCAUAUUGAUGAUGCCAAAUAUUGUGGUCAUUUGUAUGGCCUUGGUUCUGGUUCAUCCUAUGUACAGAAUGGCACAGGGAAUGCAUAUGAAGAGGAAGCCAACAAGCAGUCAUGACAUGAAAUGGUCCUUUUAUUUUUAUUUUAUUUGAACUACACACAUGCUUGUAUAUAGGUUUUAUCUCUGGUUGAAUCCCUUGAACGAUAGACUACUUUUUUUCUUUCAUCGCCCAUUUUAUUUUUGUCUUUUAGUACUUAAUAUGACCAUUCCUGUCUCAGAGCUUAAAUAGAAAAGCAUUCAGGUUAAAUUUGGCCUUAACUUAAUAUACCUGUUAGCAGGCGUGUGUGACAGAGAGUGGAAAAGCUGCAUCAUAUAAACUUGACCGAUUUGAGCUUGGUUUGUUUCCCCUUUCCUAAAUUAACUAGCACUGACUGUAAUUUAUUUCCGUGUUUCAUGUCUCCCUUCCAUUCUGCAGGAGUUUUAGCUAUUUGAGAUUGUGGACCAUCAAUUUUGCACUUUAGAGAGUGAUUCUGACUCAGAUCCUCUGUUUUAUCAGAAAAUACGGUUUUUCUUACUCUUAGCUGGAAAAAUGACCAUCUGCCAACUUUAUAAAGUAUUUACUUUUCACCCGUGGAAUAUCGCACAUGCAUUAUGCAAAUGGUUGAUUCAGCAAGACUACAAAAGAAAAGACAAAAACUACUGAGGAGCUUAGUAACUGCUGUUUCAGUACUAGUGUUUAAUCUUCCAAGCACAGCUAGUGUCUGUCAGUUUCUGACUGGCGUGUGUGUAGGCCGCUCUGACUGAAGAACCUUUCAAACCCGCUUUACACCCUCCAGGAACAAUCCCUUGUUUGUGAUUGGACAUUUAUUGUCUGCCAGGAAACUGGUCUCCAAGAUGUUGACGCUGCAAUUGUUUUAUGAUGGCACAGUUCCCUUGAUCUGCUUUUUAUUCCAUCACUGUUCACCUUAUUUUAAUUUUUUUAAUUUUAUAGCCAUACUUACGAGCUCUUGAUUUGUUGAUUCCAAAAAUCAAAUUCAUUCAAGUCCAAAGAUAAUAAAUCUUUAGGUAUAUUUUGUACCAGAUUAAAUUAGACAAAAAAUUAUGCUUUCAUAGUUGUUACAAAGAUAAAGAAUGGAGAGAUUUGGUGCACGACAAAAUACAAAAAUAUAUGUUAGCUAUGUGUGUAUGUGUGUAUAUAUACACAUAUAGCUAAUAUAUAGCUAAUAAAAUUACCUGAGGAGUGUAAUGUUUGUUUAUUUUUUUGUGUGUAUAUCUUUGCAAUCUAUUUUAUAUAUAUUGACAAAAGAGACUGUGAAAUAUUUAGCCAUGCAGAAUAUGUGACUAGACCAGAGCAUGUGUAGGAAGACAUUUUGGUAAUCAUUAACUCUACUCAGAAUGAUGGACUACAAGUAAUGAUGUGUGUUAUCUACACUUCAAUCAGUAAUAAUAGCAAAUCUCCAAAUGUUAGCCACAUUGGUUUGUUUUCCUUGUACAUUUAUUCAUGACUACAGUGCUGUAACUGGGUGGUCCUUUUUAAACAAAACAUUAUUUGCAAAACAGAGGGUAUUAUUUGUUUUUAAAGCUUUUGUAAAUAAAGGCUUCAGAAAUGUUUUCUUA